AUGUCCACUCCUAUCAUCCAAACACCUAUCGCCGACCGGCUUUCUGGCCAAGUCGCACUCAUAACCGGCGCCGCUGGGAAUAUCGGUCUUGCAACUGCCUCGCGUUUCCUCCAAGAAGGCGCGAAAGUCGCGUUGGUAGACAUCAGUCCCGCUGGUUUGGAACAAGCGCUGUCGACACUUACGAAAUUGGAUCUUCCAAAAGAUGUGACGCCUGAAUCGCAUAUUCUGUGUAUCCAAGCCGAUGUCACGAGUGCGGACGGUGUGCAGAAGUAUGUUAACGAAACGGUAAAAGCUUGGGGUAGACUCGAUACAGCAUUUCUCUGUGCUGGGUUCUCGUAUAGUUCGACAAGUAUUUUCGAUACAACUGAAGAGACUUGGGACAAGGUAAUGAAGAUAAACACCAGAUCUGCAUUUCUAGGUAUCAAAUAUGUCGCGACGGCCAUGCGUGAACUGAAGACUGGCGGAAGCAUAAUUCUCGCCUCUUCCAUUGCUGGAUUAAGGGCAACACCAGGUUUAUCUGCAUACAGCUCAGCAAAAUACGCACUUCGUGGACUUUGUCAGACGACAGCUGCGGAGCUGGGUCAGUAUGGCAUUCGCGUGAAUACUAUCCACCCGUGUGGAGUGAACACGCCCAUGUUCCAGGCGACAUGGAGCCCUGAAAAGAUGGCUGAUCUGCUGUCACGAGUGCCGUUGGGGAGAUGGGCGAAUGUCGAGGACGUGGCGGCUGUGGUUGCUUUCUUAGCGAGUAAAGACGCAUGCUUUCUGAGCGGUGUCGCGUUGAAGAUUGAUGGAGGGGCUGUCACUUUCUAA
This is a messenger RNA of Hyaloscypha bicolor E, 810 nucleotides long. Its product is annotated as putative 2,5-dichloro-2,5-cyclohexadiene-1,4-diol dehydrogenase. The record is from RefSeq and is a predicted model, not a curated record. Lineage: Eukaryota; Fungi; Ascomycota; Leotiomycetes; Helotiales; Hyaloscyphaceae. The coding region runs from base 1 to 810 and encodes 269 amino acids. The transcript is spliced from 2 exons. Gene Ontology annotation, molecular function: oxidoreductase activity.